Molecule: messenger RNA, 12164 nt
Organism: Nomascus leucogenys (northern white-cheeked gibbon)
Lineage: Eukaryota; Metazoa; Chordata; Mammalia; Primates; Hylobatidae
Source: RefSeq, a predicted model, not a curated record
UUCUGAGAAGCACAUCUGAGAAAUGGUGCUAUGAUUUAUGGAAGCCAUGGAAGGUGACAUGGAGAUUAGAGUCCAAACCUACCUCAAAACAACAGGUUGACCUUUCAUUUUACAUUUAAUUAGAAAACAAAGAGAGGUCCUUCCACAAAAUCCAGGAGUAAAUUAAGCUAUGGAACAUUUAGAAUUUAAGCAUCAAGAAAAGAUCAGAAGCUGGGACUUCUCUGGGCCUUAAAAUGAACUAGUUUCUUCUACAUUGGGAUUUAGAAGUUAAAGACUAAUGACUUUACUCAGUCAGGGUUAAAUGUCAAAGAACGAGUCUUCCAGGGAAGAAAUGGUUAAUGGUCACUGGGGUUGGAAGGGUGGUGUUAGAGAAGUGAAGGUAGGUACCCAGGGAAGGUCAUCUGGUGUCAGAGCUACUGACAGGCUUAGGGGCUUACCCGCAGGCUCCUGAGAUAACCAAGUAGAAAUUCACAAAACAUGGGAAGGAAACAGCCAUGGUUCUUGCCUAAGGAGAGAAAAGGGACAUCAAAGGCCAAAGAUGACACUGAUGAUGUCUUUAACUCCAAUAAUUACACAACGUCCAAACAAACAGUGACCUUGGGCUCUCGAACCAAAUGACAAAAGUCAGUAGGACAGUUUGUGAUGUCUUUGUCAUCAGAACACUGGGUAGGUAAACUUUAAAGCCCCUGACAGCUUUUCCUCUGUGGUAUAGCAGGACUAUGAUGGAAGACAGAGCUCACUCCAGCACUACGUGACCAGCACGUUCCUGGAGCCGAGAGAAUGGUCAGUGCCAACAAUAUGCCCAAGCAGGUGGAAGUGCGAAUGCACGACAGUCACCUCAGCUCGGAGGAACCCAAGCACCGGCACCUGGGCCUGCGCCUGUGUGACAAGCUGGGGAAGAAUCUGCUGCUCACCCUGACGGUGUUUGGUGUCAUCCUGGGAGCAGUGUGUGGAGGGCUCCUUCGCCUGGCAUCUCCCAUCCACCCUGAUGUGGUUAUGUUAAUAGCCUUCCCAGGGGAUAUACUCAUGAGGAUGCUAAAAAUGCUCAUUCUCCCUCUAAUCAUCUCCAGCUUAAUCACAGGGUUGUCAGGCCUGGAUGCUAAGGCUAGUGGCCGCUUGGGCACGAGAGCCAUGGUGUAUUAUAUGUCCACGACCAUCAUUGCUGCAGUACUGGGAGUCAUUCUGGUCUUGGCUAUCCAUCCAGGAAAUCCCAAGCUCAAGAAGCAGCUGGGGCCUGGGAAGAAGAACGAUGAAGUGUCCAGCCUGGAUGCCUUCCUAGACCUUAUUCGAAAUCUCUUCCCUGAAAACCUUGUCCAAGCCUGCUUUCAACAGAUUCAAACAGUGACGAAGAAAGUCCUGGUUGCACCACCGCCAGACGAGGAGGCCAACGCAACCAGCGCUGUUGUCUCUCUGUUGAACGAGACUGUGACUGAGGUGCCAGAGGAGACUAAGAUGGUUAUCAAGAAGGGCCUGGAGUUCAAGGAUGGAAUGAACGUCUUAGGUCUGAUAGGGUUUUUCAUUGCUUUUGGCAUCGCUAUGGGGAAGAUGGGAGAUCAGGCCAAGCUGAUGGUGGAUUUCUUCAACAUUUUGAAUGAGAUUGUAAUGAAGUUAGUGAUCAUGAUCAUGUGGUACUCUCCCCUGGGUAUCGCCUGCCUGAUCUGUGGGAAGAUCAUUGCAAUCAAGGACUUAGAAGUGGUUGCUAGGCAACUGGGAAUGUACAUGGUAACAGUGAUCAUAGGCCUCAUCAUCCACGGGGGCAUCUUUCUCCCCUUGAUUUACUUUGUAGUGACCAGGAAAAACCCCUUCUCCUUUUUUGCUGGCAUUUUCCAAGCUUGGAUCACUGCCCUGGGCACCGCUUCCAGUGCUGGAACUUUGCCUGUCACCUUCCGUUGCCUGGAAGAAAAUCUGGGGAUUGAUAAGCGUGUGACUAGAUUCGUCCUUCCUGUUGGAGCAACCAUUAACAUGGAUGGUACAGCCCUUUACGAAGCGGUGGCCGCCAUCUUUAUAGCCCAAAUGAAUGGUGUUGUCCUGGAUGGAGGACAAAUUGUGACUGUAAGCCUCACAGCCACCCUGGCAAGCGUCGGCGCGGCCAGUAUCCCCAGUGCCGGGCUGGUCACCAUGCUCCUCAUUCUGACAGCUGUGGGCCUGCCAACAGAGGACAUCAGCCUGCUGGUGGCUGUGGACUGGCUGCUGGAUAGGAUGAGAACUUCAGUCAAUGUUGUGGGUGACUCUUUUGGGGCUGGGAUAGUCUAUCACCUCUCCAAGUCUGAGCUGGAUACCAUUGACUCCCAGCAUCGAGUGCAUGAAGAUAUUGAAAUGACCAAGACUCAAUCCAUUUAUGAUGACAUGAAGAACCACAGGGAAAGCAACUCUAAUCAAUGUGUCUAUGCUGCACACAACUCUGUCAUAGUAGAUGAAUGCAAGGUAACUCUGGCAGCCAAUGGAAAGUCAGCCGACUGCAGUGUUGAGGAAGAACCUUGGAAACGUGAGAAAUAAGGAUAUGAGUCUCAGCAAAUUCUUGAAUAAACUCCCCAGCGUAUCCUAUGGUAAAUGAUGAUAUAAACAAGCUUUCUUUAAAAAGGAAAAAAAAUGCAUAUAUUUCUAUGUUUACUUAAUCUGUUAGCCGAGGCUUAGAGGAGCUCUUGUGAGUCAGUGAUGACAGGCACGGUGCUGUGUCUUUGCCAAAUAAUGCUUUAUAACCGUCUAAUUUUCUCACUUGUAUUAUUAUUUGAAUGGAUGCUGCUGGAGGAAUCAGUUUGAAUUGAAGACACAUUCUUGCCAGCUUCCCUUUUCUCCCAAGAUGCAGAAAUGUGGAUGCUCUUUUCCCAGGGGACAUGAGUAAAGCAGUGUGGUACACUCCAGGGACUUGGGAAAAUGAGCAAACACACAGUGUGUUAUUCCUUAAAGUGUUCUCCAUGUCUCGCCUUGUUAUGCACAAGAGAUUCUAUUAAAAGCCUCUAGAAGUAACUCCCCUUAAAACGUCUAGUAAAGUUUGCACAUGGGUUGAUUAAAAGCAAAUACCUGUCUUAGGGAAUUCUGACAAUUUAUCUUCCAUAUGCUCUUUAAGUAAAAUGUUUCAAAGAGAGUUUUAGAGGGAGCCAUGCUCUUAAAGGCAGUUGAUUAAAGAACCUGUUACGUCUCCGCCUUACCCUGUGUAAUCUGUGAGAACAAUGGUUGAAAUUUCAAAGUAUGUUUCAUUAUUCUUUCUAAAUUUGAUAAUUGAUUAGGAAGUAUUUUAUAUAUAACCACUGUACAUAUUGACAAAAGUAAGAGAGCACAGUCAACAUAAAGUUUAACCGGAGUUAAAUAUUCAAAUUUAUUUAUGUUUGGUUUGCCUUCACCUGGUGUAGUAAAAUCAAGUGAGAUUAUUUGGUAUGUGUUUUGCUUUGUUUAACCCAAAAGAUUAUUUUUUGUUUCCUAAAGAAAAAGAUAUUUUUAAUCUGUCGAUUAUUUCAGUCAUCGUCUCAUCAUCCUAGAAAGCCUGGUCGUUUUACUGUCCUCACACAUGGAAGACACUUGUGUUGGCUGUGCCUCUUUUAAUGUCAUCUCUUGAUGAAACAGAAAUACUGGUAUUUAUCCAAUAUGUUGAAAGCAUUUUGUUAUCUUCUAUUAAAGCACAUAAAACCAGUUAUAGGACACAGUUGGAAGCAGAGCCAGUUUUCCUUCUCAAUCUUCUCAGUAGAAAGGAACAGAAAACAAACAUCUGUGCAAAACCCUAUAAAAGUGACAUUCCUAUGGCAGAGUCCAGGCAGCCUUGAACCAUGACAUAGCAACAAAGGAUGGCUCUGUACCACUUCACAGAUGGAAUCUUGUUUAAGGCUGUGAAGUUUUAAGGAAUAAAUAAUAUAAUUGGUGUAGCACAGUGCCUUGCAUGCAGUAGUCAGCCAACAAAUCCUUAAUGAUUGGUAAUGCAAGCUAAAUUUUUUAAUGUCUCUACUAUCCUUUUUUAUUUGAUAAUGCACAGUAUUUUCCUAAGGUUGCUGGGUUUGGGAGUAAGCUUGGGACUUGAAUCAUUGAGAAAUAAAGCACAUUUGACUCUAAGAAGUAUGUAGAACCUUGUUUAUAGGUGAGAGUAGGCUGUAUUAUAUGAAACCAGCGGAGGGAUGCUGAGACAGUCAUGGUUUAUAGAACCCAAAUUCUCUGAGAUGAGGGUGCUCAUGGACCUCAAAUAGCCUUUCUUAUCUGCUCCUUGUGACUUCUCUCUUUUAAAUCAGAUACCUUUGAAAUAUACAAGAGAGAUGAGAUUCCAGUUGUUUUUGUCUCCUAAACCCUCGUUAUUUUUGGAUAAGGAUCACUACUGAACAAUAUUAGGCAACUUUUCAGUUUUGCUUUUCAAGUGACAUUGGUCUUUACUUCCAGUAGAUGGGCAGUUAACAGGGUGGUCAAGGGAUGUGAUUAAGUGUAGUAGUAGAAAAUGCAUUCUUUUUUUGUUUUUUUUUUUUUUAGACGGAGUCUUGCUCUGUUGCCCAGGCUGGAGUACAGUGGCGUGAUCUCGGCUCACUGCACUGCAACCUCCACCUCUUUAGUUCAAGCAAUUCCCCUGUCUCAGCCUCCCGAGUAGCUGGGACUACAGGCACAUGUCACCACGCCUGGCUAAUUUUUUGUAUUUUUAGUAGAGAUGGGUUUCAUUGUGUUAGCCAGGAUGGUCUCGAUCUCCUGACCUCAUGAUCCACCCUCCACGGCCUCCCAAAGCGCUGGGAUUACAGGCGUGAGCCACUGUGCCUGGCCAGAAAAUGCAUUCUUUACAGCAAAUGUUACAGGUUAAGGAGACAGUUCCUGGGUUUAGCUGUGAAACUGUUUAGGAUUUUCUUUAAGUGGUGUUCCCAAGAGCUUUUUUAUGGUAAGUUGGAGGCUAUAGGCAAAGCGUCUAGGAGCUUGUUGUUUUUUGUUAUGGAAGGCCAACUUUGGGAUCUGUAUACAUGGGCAUGUUUCUCAAAGGAGUGGUCACAGGAUUGUCUUCUCAAAACUCUGCCUGAAACCUUUCUGGUGUGUUUUGUCUUCAACUUUUUCCUAGCUAUCCUAUUAGCCUGUAAAUAUGUCAGCAGACAAUGUGUUUGGAAGAAACAAGGUGUACAGCUUCACAAAGCAAGUUUUUCUGGUUUGAGACUUACUGUGUGCAGGAAAUCUCAUGAGAAUAUACUUAGAAAUUCACACUUAUCUGGAAAUUCAGUAAGUCAUAUUAAAAAUAUACAAUUUCUUGAACUCAGGACUAGCCUGAAAAUCCAAAAUGCAUGUAGAGUUGACAUGUUGACAUAUGUCUAUGUCCUCUGUUUUUUUUAAGCCUCAUUUAUUUCUCCCAUGCCAUGCCCAUUUGGGAUUUUCUUUGCCCAGCAUAUGUGCCAUAAACAGAACAAAUGGAUCCAGGGUAUACCUCUAAUAACCUUUAUCUAAAUAGAAUACAUUUAACCGGUCAAUUACAUGUAUAGAUUUAUCCUAAUUGGUUCAACGUAUAUAUGAAUGCUUGUAAUAGCCUGUUACUAUUUGAUAAUGCAUAAAUGUUGUAUUUAUAUACAGUUACAGCAGGCCAGAAACAUACAUACUCUGCAUCCUGUAAGGUCUGUAAAUCAGGGCUUUGGCAAUGCCAUUUUGCUAUAGACUCAUUCACGUUUUUUAGGAAUCAGAAUCAUUUCAGGAGAAAACCAACUAAGUAGACUUUAAUUCUUCUCUUUCUCGUUCUUUCCCUUUGAGAAACCCAAGUGGAAUCAUCACUUAAUUACUUACUCAAAUUCAAUGAAUCAAAUCCAGUCAGUGAGAAGAAUAGCUUAUCUUUCAAGGUAAUACUUUACCUUAGAUCUUUGAGGGCAUGCUUCCCACACAAAGAGCAUCAGAAAAUCAGGGCAAUCAUCUAGAUCUCAGAGAUCUUCAACAUAGGACUCUAGGUCAUGAGAGCUAAACCACAUAGCUAUCAGUUUCAGUUUUUACUUCCUAUUGAGUGUGUAGAAAUACAGCCUAUGGUUUUGCUGUCUGCAGAAGUUACCAUACCCUGUAAAAGACAAAUAUUUCUUUCUCCUCUCGAACCACUAGUCAGCCUGGAUAUUCAUGAAAGCUGAAAGAAGGGGUGCCAAAAUGCCUAGCUCCUGGAUUUAGACUCAUGGAACAUGAGAAAGGCUUAGGGAAAGUUCAAGUCAUGGGGAGAUUCCUGCUAGGUGAUGCCAGGAAUCCCAAUGACCUGUUGAUUAGAGGGUCUCUGGUCAUUUCCACUUGUGCGUGGAGAAAUAUGUCAUUUGCAUAUGUAUCUAGUCAAGAAGCUCUUUUGGAGCAAAGUGGUUGGGAAACUCAUUUACUGGGUCCACCAAAGGAAACCCCAUUCUGCCAUGUUUUUGCAAAUACUGCACGUCCCUUUGCUCUCAAUAGCAAAAGUUAUGUUAUAGUUUUUUACUUUUGUCAGAAUCAAGGCUUCGGCCACCUGUGCAAUAUUUUCCCAUGGAAUGCAGCAAUAAAUCCUGGUAGGUAUAUCCGUGCUCAGAGAGAAUUCUCCGUAGUUCUGACUCCUGAAAAACAAGUCUCAUCAGCUCUCAUCUAGUUUGAUGACUAAAAGUGCACAGGAGUUACACCCCAGUGGAAGUGAUUUUUCUCACCUAGCUGCUCUCUAACUCUUAGAGCUAUCUAGCUGUCUGAACUGCUGGUUUGUUUUACUUAUUCUCCAACUGAACUCAUUCCAAACCAAGAAAAAGGACCAAAUGAAAUUUUCAGUUAUUAUCAUACUUGCUCCUUGAAUAAGAAUGCUAGAGUCUGGAGGCAGAAGAAGACUAAGUUAAAGCAAACAGCCUGAAGGAAUUCUGGAGUGAGAGUUUUGUAAGUCUAGUUGUCAAAGAAGAUAAAUGGUCUCAGUAUCUGUAGUAAUUUCUGGUUAAGCCUAGAGGGAUCACUGAGUGUCAAUCCAAGCAGGUGGCACUAGAGGCGGAUUGCUCUCUUAGCGUAGAGUGAGUUUCCAGCUGCUCAUGACACAUUUUCUUAUGAUUUUCCCUAAAACAAAACCAAAUUUUCUACUCUUCCUCUUCCUUUCCUAUCAUUCCACUUAUUGUUGCUGCUUUGCUAACAGACAGCUUAGUAAGCCAUCACACAAGUUAGUGUGAGGCUUGGUUUUAAAAUAGAUAACAGAGAAUCUUGAUUAAAUAGUAUCCAACUUUGUAGCGUAACAGCUAAUUCAGGCAAUGACAUAGAGAUGAUAAGAAGCAACAUGGUUUGGUAGAGGGAACAUUUGAUUUAGACUCUGCCCAUUUUUAGCUGUAUGACUUAUGUAAGUCAUUUUGUGUCCAAGCCUCAUUUUCUCCCACAUGAAAAGUGAAGGGGUGGGAUUAAAUGAUUAAAAUCGCCUUCCAGCCCUGUGAGCCCAAUGUAUUAUGAUCUCUGCUUUGUUUCCUUCUUAAGAGGCUUCCUACUAUAAAAUGUGACCUAUUUACAUUUUAAGUUGAAGUAGCCCACAAUAAUGAAUAAUCAAUUUAGAUUUUUCUCAUCUCCUUUGGGAGAAAUUAAAUUCAAGCCUCUAUUCAUUUGAUGUUUUACAACAAGCUUGGAAGGUGGCCAUGUUCACUCACAGUUUGAUGUUUUGAGACACCAAUAAACAUUUUUUAACAAAAGUUCCCUUUACUUAAACUCACCUUCCUAAUAGAAGUAGUGAUUUGGCUCACGGAAUAAUGUUUCCAGAGUCAACAUGAGAGGACUGGAUGAACCUACAGCCUCACUCAAGCUGUUGCAUCCUUCCUGCUGUAGCAACAGAGCCCACUCUGAAUACCCAAAACACACAAUUUUCUCCAACAAUUCUAAUUGCCAACCCAGUAUGGGAAUUUGAGAGCCUUUGGCGAAUAACCUUGAUCACUCUUAUGAAAUUUGGUGCAACACUUGCACAAUCACGGCAACUGUCUGUAAAUAUCUUCUCUUCUCCGCCAGUAUGUAGACAUGCACACCCAUUCACAAGUAAGCCCACAAAUUCAUUUUCACACUUUCCUCUUGGUUUCUUUUUAUCAUGGGCAUCACAUUGCAGGAAGAGAUGCUCUAACUUACAAGAAUGGAAUUUUCUGACUAUCAUUGCCCUCUUCAAAGCCUGAUUAGUUUCUAGGGUGGAUGGGAUACAAUGCAUGGUCUACAAGGUGCAUGUCACCAGCCUUGAUCUUUAAACAACCUCUUGCACUUUCUGGCACCGCUGCACUGGCCCAUGGCUGACACCUCUGCUCUUUGUCCAAACUUCUCCUAAAUAGAGUAGUGUUGGUAUUUGUUGUGUUGUGAACUCCUUUAUUGCCAGAGACUUCAGCUCUUCAGGUUUGCAGGGGCAAGGUGUAGAGCUAGGACUGAAAGGACUGGCUUUUGUUUGUUGGCCGGCUUUUUCCAUUAGUGCAAAAAAUCUGAUGUAAGGGCAGCAAGAUAAACACAAUUUCUUCAUUGACCCAGAUAAGAACCUGUAGAAAAGUGAGAGAUGCCCCUAAGUUCCUAUUUCAUUUAUCCUAAAUAAUAUCCUGAAUAACUACUGAUCAUUUUUUUCUAUGUCCAGCCUUGCUUCACUUUCCAACCUCCAGGCCAAAUAUUCAUUUUGAUAUUUUACAAAAUCCUUCUGGUUUUUACACAGGGCCCUUUUGUGAUGAGAAUAAAACCUACUAUUGGAGCAGACCUCACUGCUUUGUAGAGUCAGCAGUUGAUCUAGAGAAUGGGUAGCAACAGGUCCUCAGUUUCUCUGGAGACACCCCCAAUCCUUGGGUGAGUGUUGAAACCUGACAACUGACUGUUAGCCUUGUCAUCAUCCUCACUGGAGAUGGAGAUGUUGCAGCCGGAGCCUCACUCCUUCUGGGGCACUGUUUCUUCUCAUGGCAACCAUUUUGCCUGCCUGGAAACAGCCUGUUGCCUUUGCUAGGGGGCAAAUACACACACUAGCCAAGGAAGUUGGUCCAGCACAUCUCUGAGGUUUCUCCCCCAUGGACCCAUGGAGCAAAUUCCCUGAGAUAUAUGAUCAGAAAGUUGGCUGUCUGGUGGUUUAAUACUCCAUAAGAGUUACUUCCCUUAUAGAAAGUCAUCCUUUGGCAUCUAGAUUUUUCUACAAAUCACCUUAACUCCCUUCCUUUCUCUUUCUCCUGGAAAACCUCAACAUUGCAUCUCCAUGUUGCACAACACAGAUCAGAUUAUCUGGUCACUCUAGAGAUUUGUAUAUAAAAAAACUACUUUUUUGAGGAUUUUGUAUAUUGUUUUUCUAUUUGUUUUCUACAGCUUGAGGAAAGAGCUGGCAAACUGUGAAUCUAACUUGAUCUUGUUGCCAGUAGAUAUAUUUUGGCUUCCUGGUAAGAGUCUGUAUUACCAGGGACAAUAUAUUGCCCUCUGAUCAGUAUUGCACCCUAAAUCCACAAAUUCCUCCAACCCAGUCUUACAUUUUUUUAAACAAAUCCCCUAGUUUGUUUGCUAUUAUUUAUAAAGAGCAUUAGAAAAUGUAUUUAUAGACCUGGAUAUUAUAUGUUUAAUAUUAAUUUAGCCUUUAAUAAUGUUAUAGGUUUGUAACUAUUCUUCAGAAAUUAUAAAGAACUCAGUGUAGACUGAAUUAAUCUAUUUAGUAUCUGUAAUUUUGCAGACAUAUUUUCUUACAGUAUUUUCUAUGUAACCACACAUGUAGAAUUAUAACUAAUUAGAGCACAAGAAGUUUCUUCAGCAAUUUAGAGCUACCAAUUGUUUCUUGACUGUAUAGUCACAUUUGACAAAUUUAAGAACCCAGUCUUUAGUGAUGCAAUAAACAAAAUGAACCAUUAAGAAUGAGGAAUUGCUUAAAUUCCUUAGCUGGUGAGGAUAUGCAUCUAAAUAAUUCAUCUUUUUAACUCAAGGAAUGGUGCUGAUUUUUAAAAUUUUUGACACCAGGCCUUGUUUUUCCAGCUGAGCAUUCUAAUUUUGCUUUUCUCUAAGACUAUCAAAGACAAGGUAUUAAUAGUAGGAUUAUUUCUAGGUCAGAAUGUUUCAUACCUUCCUAAAGGUUUAUGUGAAAAUUGGCUUAGGAAAAUUUUGAGUAGCAGAGACUGAGGAUGAGUGCUAGAGAUGAAAUCAGGACAGAUUUGUUGCAGUUAAUUCUUGCCAAGCAAAUUAGUGGUAAAUGUCACAUUGUUAUGUAAAUUGAGCACAUAUUUUUAAAGAAAGUUUAAAAAAAAUUUUAGAACCAACUAUGAGGCAAUACUGUAUCACUGGGGGCUGGAAGUGGGGGCUUAGAAUCAUGCUGAAAUUGUUUAGAAGCAGCCCAGGUAGUUUCUGUCCUCAGGUGAAUAACGGACUAUAUAACUUCCCCGAAAGGUAAAACAAUAGCCACUGCAAAGACGAGGUGUCUUCCUUCCACCAAAUACUUUCUGAGAUGGUGGUAGGACUAGUAUUUUUACCGUGGUUUAAAAAGUAGUCAGUUACAUAGAAAGUGUAUUGGUAUGUAUUUGAACCUGCUCUUCAUUAAACAAACAGAUUAGAUGUACCCUCAACUGGCAAUAAUUGUAUCUAUGUUCAAGUACAGCUAGCUGUCAAAGCAUGAAGCUCUUGUGUAUACACACUGACACUUGGUUCACGCAUGAAGAACAGUGCCUAUGCACUUUGUGUAGCUAUAAUGUAGGGAUCUAGGUGUAAUUUCAGUGAAAUGGUGUAUAGAUGUAUUGUAAUUUAAAUGUAUAUGUUAUUUUUGGCUAUUCAUCUAAAUGCAGUAGACAUGUUGAUCGGUGUUUUGCAAACAUUUCUUUUCCUUCUUAGAUAACUAGUCGUGAAUCAUUUCUCCUCUUUCUCAAUGUGGUUUGGGAAUAUAUAUGAGUGAAGAAUUUAUCUAUGAAUCCUUUGUACUGAUGAUUGUUUGAAAGUCUGUGUGUGUCCAGCACCUUUGUAAAUACACAAUUCAGAGCAGGGAUGGGCUGGGUGUGUGUCCUGGUUCUUAGUGAAAGAUCAUCUCAUGUCUGUUUAAUACAUGGUGAAUGCAACUGUGGAACUUUUGAUUACCUAGACUUAGGUAGGUUUAGAAUGAGAACAUCCACCUACAGUCCUCCUUUGCUUGGCGGAUUGGGCUCAGAGAGACAAAAAGUUAGUCUGCCCCUGUGCAUAUUAGCAUCACGUCUUUAGAGAAAGGUCAGCCUCUCUGGUUGCCAAAUACUCAUCAUGAUGCUCAUGACUUAAAGGUUCUGAGGAGCCGUGUCUCCCUUGGAUUUUUGAGUCAGGGUACAGGAAAAAACAUUGCUGACUAACUAACUGCAAAUGGACUGCAGGUGAAACCCUAUGAAAGCACAGUUCUGGCUAUAAACUUCACAGUUCUCUGUAAAAAACAUAGAGCACUAGAAGCACAGGAAUAGUGAGUGUACAGCUUAUGCGGUUGUAGAGGGGCAACUGAUGAACACAGGUCCCACAUAUAUGAGGGAGUAUGACCUUCUCUACCUAAUAUUUUCUGUGUGUAUGGUUUGAAUGAUUGAAGAUGGGAUUAACUAAUGCAAAUAUACAGUUGCCUCCUAAAACACACAUUCUGUAUAAUUAUCACUAAAUACAAUGCUGUGAGGUCUAUAGUUCCUGUAACCCCUUUCUUCUCCCCAAGGACAGAGAAGAACUAGCCAUGUGCUAUAGGGAACCCUGAGUGCCCUACUCUUUUCCCAAGAAGAGUAAAGCCUACCAUAUAAUCAGGGGGCAUGAAGCACAUUAAUUUGCAGUGGCUUCUUCAUAUGAGGAGAUACGGUGGACAGGCUAAUUUUUCCUUGAAAACGUGGCUUCUUCAACUCCUUUCAAAUUUAGGAUGGAAUACUUCCUGAAAUAAAACUGGGCUUUAUGCAGGAUUCUCUUUGAAAAUUCUUGUAUGUCCAGAACACAAGAUAAAAAUAAUUGUAUUCCUCACAUUCACAAUCCCCAUUGGUCUGAAGUCAUGUAGCACAGAGCAUCUAUAGCACAUAGUGUUUAAAGACUAAUGAAUGCAAAAAGAUAAAAUCUUCAACUAAUUUUUGAAUUGUUUCUCAUAUAUAGUACUAGAAAAUGCCUUGUUGAUGAAGCACAUUUUGGGUAGUUGAGGUCUUUUGUUUUCGCCUUUAGCUUUCUAAGCUUUCUUACAAUGUGGACUGAUUACUGUAACAUUUCAUGUGUAAAAUAACUGGAUAUUCUUUAUAUACUGGAAAUAACCUGGGAAUCCAAUAUUUCACCAAGUGUUUUAACUUUUGUGUAUAUAUCUCUCCUCAAUAAAUGUGGAUUUCAAUUUA